AUGCCCCGACUCCUCCAUGCCCUGCUGACAGGGGACAGGACUAUCACCCACUCAGCCUGUCUGACCCAAGUCUUCUUCUUCCUGUUGGCAGGCAAUGUGGACAGCUAUGUGUUAGCUGCCAUGGCAUGGGAUCGCUAUGUGGCUAUAUGCCGACCGCUUCACUAUGCUACUGUGGUAACCCAACCACGAUGUGUGUUCCUCCUUGGGGCUGUGUGGGUGGGCACAGCCCUGCACUCUCUUCUUCACACAUUCCUCACUGCUCGCUUGUCCUUCUGUAACAACCAUGCCCUUCCACACUUCUAUUGUGAUGUCUAUCCCUUGCUGCAGAUUGCCUGCUCUGAUACCUCCCUCAACUUCCUAGUUGCCCUAACUGAAGGAGGAUCCACCAUCCUAUUACCUGCUGCCUGCAUUGUCACUUCCUAUGCCUACAUUGGUGCUGCUGUGUAUAAGGUCCGAGCAACUGGGGGGAUGUGCAAAGCACUUGCCACAUGUGGGUCCCAUCUGUGUGUAGUUGGGCUUUUCUAUGGGACUCUGGUGGGUGUUUAUUUGCAACCCCCAGGCCAGCUGGACGCCCAGGGAAGGGAUCAAGAUCUGGUGGCCACAGUCAUGUUCUCUGUGGUGGCUCCAACACUAAAUCCUUACAUUUAUAGCCUGCAGAAUAGAGAAAUCAAAGCAUCAUUGGCAAGGGUAUUCAUGUUGAAUAGGAACUAG
This is a messenger RNA of Phascolarctos cinereus (koala), 711 nucleotides long. Its product is annotated as olfactory receptor 1J4-like. Gene Ontology annotation, molecular function: G protein-coupled receptor activity; olfactory receptor activity. Gene Ontology annotation, cellular component: membrane. The record is from RefSeq and is a predicted model, not a curated record. Gene Ontology annotation, biological process: G protein-coupled receptor signaling pathway. Lineage: Eukaryota; Metazoa; Chordata; Mammalia; Diprotodontia; Phascolarctidae.